Cantharellus anzutake is the source of this 1335-nucleotide messenger RNA. RefSeq lists its product as uncharacterized. Gene Ontology annotation, cellular component: cytoplasm. Gene Ontology annotation, molecular function: exopolyphosphatase activity. The coding region runs from base 1 to 1335 and encodes 444 amino acids. The transcript has 2 exons. The record is from RefSeq and is a predicted model, not a curated record. NCBI's taxonomy places the organism in Eukaryota, Fungi, Basidiomycota, Agaricomycetes, Cantharellales, Hydnaceae.
AUGUCUAGCUCUACCGGAAACCUCUCUGCUUGGUUGUCUAAUAACAAAGCCAGAUUCUUGGAGGACUUGAAGAAGGAUGGUGCCAAGUCUUGGACUAUCGCAAUGGGAAACGAGGCCGGAGAUCUCGAUUCAUGCGCCUCGGCAAUAGCUUACUCCUACUUGACUCCAAAGAAGCCAUCGAUAGGGUUGAUCCAAACACUUCGACACGACUUGUACCUUCGCCCGGAGAACCUCUACGCUUUCAAACUCGCCAAGCUCGCGGAAGAUUAUAGCGAUCUGCUCACCAUCGAUGACAUCCCCAUCCCUUUGAACGAGCUUUCCUCGUCAUUUGCACUCGUCGAUCAUAAUUCUCUUCUUCCUCAAUUCGUUCGUCCUUUUGAUUCUCCUCACGGACCGUCCAUCGUUAAUGGUAUCGUCGAUCAUCAUGAGGAUGAGAAUCAACAUCUAGACGCAAACCCUCGCCGAAUAGUGGUCCCGUUGGGAAGUUGUGCUUCCCUCAUAGCAGAUACGUUCAAGGAUACGCUUUUCCCUGCUGACCCUACCGCCGCAAACUCUCUACAACCACCACCAGUGGAACUUGCCAUCCUUCUUUUGACGGCGAUUUAUAUCGAUACCAACGGUCUCAAAGAAGGUGGCAAGGCAGAAAAGAUAGACUUUACCUCAGCGAAUUUAUUGGAAUCUUAUGGUUCGAGCAUUAUCGUCGCGGGAGGUCACGAUUUCGUCCUUCGCAAGGGUACGACCAAGGCACUGAAGGCAUUCAAGGGGGACGUCAGUCACUUGAAUUCGCGCGACUUGCUUCGGCGGGAUUACAAGCAGUACGCGUUCACUUCUGCGGAUGGGACGCCUAUCAAUGUCGGGCUUUCGACGGUCCCUCUUGGGACGAAGGCUUGGCUGGAAAAGGAUCCGGAGGGUUAUAGGGCUGCUCUAGAAGCGUGGGCUACUGAGCGCAGGUUAGAGGUCGUGGGUGUUCUGAACACAUUCAAAAACCAGAAGGAUCACAAGGAGCGUCAAAUUCUCAUCCUUGUUGGCGGUGCCAAACAUGACAAACAUGAUACUUCCACUGCUGCAAGAUUAAACGUCGAAUCGCUGACCAACGCCCUCUCCGAGGGUCUGGAGGCGAAUCCAAGUUUGCGGUUAGAGCCAGUAGACAUCAAGGGCGAUUACAAGCACAUCAAGGGCCCUUUGGGCAAGCACACGGAUCCGAAGGAAUACGUUGGUCAGGUCAGGUUUUGGAAACAGUUGAAUACGAAUGCGACGAGGAAGGUAAUUGCCCCUGCGGUCAAGGCGAUUAUCGAAAAGGGGAAGGGUUUUGCAGAUUUGUCUGUUGUGGACUAA